AUGCCAACUACUGUGUAUACCUCUCUUUCUGGAGAGACGAUAGAUAAUUGUGGUGACGUUGCAGUGCUAGACGAAGCGGUCGACCAAACGAUCGAGUAUCUGGUCACCUCUAUGAAUGAGAUUGAGGCACGUCGUCUGGAGCAUGGAGAACCGGAGCGUAGAAAGUUCACUAAAUAUGUUGCUCGUUCGACAACGUUUUUCGGUCACAUGUUGGAGUCCAUGGAGAAACGGGACCAGGUGCAGUCUCGCAUUGGUGACAACAACAACGCCACGAGCUACAAUCCCGUUGAAAACGGUGACUACAAUUACACCAACAACACCAGCCACUACUUCCGCCCAGAUGUCAAUGGUAUUCCUGACGCCAAUGACUAUCAGUUCAACAGUCAUUCUCCCAGCAAAACCAGCGCGUAUAACAAAACCGACGCCAACAAUACCAACACCAGCAACAUCGUCGUCAGCAGCACCCUUCCCAACAGCAUCCUCCCAUACAACACUGCCUCCACCCCCUCUGCCAAUGACAUGACAAUCGAUGGCAAGGUCACGACGGUUUCUCCUGUUACAACACAUCAACCCCAACCCCCAAUUAUCCCCUUAUACCCUAUUGUCGAUGCCUUCAUCACCUACGGCUUGCGUGACAUUCCCUUGCUCCCGGAUAACCGUGUGCGCUUUUACCUGAGCCCUCCCUUUAGUACUCGUAUCACUCGUUUGGAUUACGGCACGUAUGAGCAUCACAACUUCAAGAUGCCUGUUAAGGACUACCAUCACACGUUACUUUUUACGAUGGAUGGCCAAUGCCAUCUGGAAAUCCAUAUCAUAUUUCCAAACAUGAAGGAGCUUGGUGUGGAAAUGGACUCUGAUGCCUCCGUACUUGACUCGUUUCACCAGGCCAAGUUCGCGAACGAACUUUUUCUUCCCGCUGUAAAGGUGUCCAAAGAUCGCGUCCCCUCAGCAUACAACCGCUGUGGUAGUUCAUACGAACAAUCAGCUGCUCGUGGUGUCCACAAUGCCUUGUCUCUUACUUUAUGGACGGAGGAGCUUUCCGAUAUCGUUGACAUCAUGCGUGAUAUGGUUCGGGAAAAGCAAUCUUUGGCGAUGUUCCGUCAUUUCCGGUUUGUCCUUUCCGCGUUUGGGUUUAAGGCUCCUCUGCGUAGAUUCAGUCAUACGGCAAUUCUCAGUAAUAUGAUUGACAGGAAUCAGUUGGCUGCCGUCCAAACUAGGGUGGACAUUGGGUUGAACAUUUUUGCGGUCUCUGAUGAUGAUAACCAUAUGAGCCUUGGCCGUUUCGGUGGCAUGUCAGGCAAGAACCCUGCUCCAGCCAUUAAUGAAGCCUGGAAGAUGAUUAUGUACAAUGAUGUCAAGAUCCGGUUCACCAGAGCCAGGCAAGGCUUCAACGGUUACGUCGGUGAGGAUUGGUCCCCGCCAAAGUCUCGGGCAACCAUCAACCAUGCAACUGGCCAUUGGAGACAAGGGCUGAACUUUUACGAACGUUGCCUGCAUGAGCAUCAGGAAACUCAGUUCACCUCUCGUUUAGGAGUUCGUGUGAGUGCGGCGGAUGUGUGCGACAUACUCGUUCGCAAAUUAAUGGAUGGGCUGCACCGCCUUCAAUCGAACGGUGCGUUUAUCCAUUUCUUUGUCGACGAGUAUCUCGCCUAUGUCCGCGAGUUGCUGAAUGUCACCUCGGAGAUGAUGGUCUCGUUAAGCCGGGAUGUGCAAUUACCUGCUGUGUCUGGCUUUGCGUUCUGCGUUUUUCUGUUGAACAGCCUCAUGCAUCCGGCCGAUAAGGGAUCUACUUGUUGCAACAACUUUGUCAAGACUCAUCGCUGUAAAAAAAACUACCUGUUUUUUAUGAGUUACCAUUUCGUGUUUGAUCUUAACGAGUGGCGUUUCAUCGAUGCUUUUGAUUCGACCAGAAUGGCGGAUAUGUUUCCCGGUUUGUCUUUUGUCAGAACUUUGGUGGUAGAUGGUGACCGUUUAGUCAACGAAAUAGACCGUAUGGCUGCCGCUAAUGAAAUUAAUCCGGAAAAUGUGCACUUGGCUCAUGACGUGGCACUUAACAACACGGUAAGCUACACCGUUUCUCUGGGUCCCUUGACCUUCGCUCCUUGUCUGCGCUUUUCCAAAACCCCACUUAGCAGGCAUCGUGUUCCUGGAACUUGGUUGACCAACCAAGCUAUCCCAAUGUUUGACGUUGGCAAUGCUGACACCGUCAGAUACGCUGAAAAAACCCGUCAAAUAUUUCAUCGUUUUGGUCUUGGGCCCGAAUCCGCUGUCCGUUUCCUGGAAGUCUUUUUUGAGGAGUAUUUUUCUAUGGUUGGAGGUGGCCACACCGGGUGCAACAUCGAAAAUCUUUCGUUCGGUGGUGACCAAUCCAUGUUCGACCCUGAACUUCGGGAUGCGCUGGAUCUCACGCACCGUGAACGGGCCUGGGUUCAAUCUUUGGUGACGGAUGAUCGUAUGGAUAGAUCAUGGAAAGCAUUUGGUUCCCGCUCUGUUUUCUUGGAGCUUUUUCUGCAUGCUGAUAUCAGUUCGAGGUCUCUCAAACACUUACAUUGUAUCCUUCUGGCGGCAUCGGUGUAUAUUCUCGAAUAUGUGCCCAUGUCGUGUCCUACUAAGAUGUUUAGGCGUACAUCUUCAACAACUAUUGCGACGCGAAAAGUAUCUUGGUUCUUAGAACCAAUGGGUGACGUUUCCCGGGAGAUGUUCCAGUUUCUUCAAGACUAUGCCUAUGAUCACAAGUUUGAGGACCCAAGUUUUCCUCGUGUCUAUCGUCGGGUCACUGAAAUUCAUGGUAGUCGUGUUGGUGGUAGAACCAUUCCCCGUGUCCGCGCGCGAAAUCAUAGACGAAAUGGCCGUUUGAUUUAA
Messenger RNA from Mucor mucedo, 2862 nucleotides. RefSeq lists its product as uncharacterized. NCBI's taxonomy places the organism in Eukaryota, Fungi, Mucoromycota, Mucoromycetes, Mucorales, Mucoraceae. The coding region runs from base 1 to 2862 and encodes 953 amino acids. The record is from RefSeq and is a predicted model, not a curated record. The transcript is spliced from 8 exons.